GAGGGAUGGCCGGUGGUGUGGAUUCAGGGUUUGUUCCCAGCGUUCAUGAUUUUGAUAAGAAACUUACUGAGGCUGACGCUUACUUACAGAUCUUGAUAGACCAGCUGAAGCUCUUUGAUGAAAAACUCCAGAACUGCAAAGAUGAUGAACAGAGAAAAAAAAUUGAAAGUCUGAAAGAAACCACCAGUAGCAUGGUAGAAUCAAUAAAACACUGCAUUGUCUUGCUACAGAUUGCUAAAGACCAAAAUAAUGAGGAGAAGCACGCAGAUGGACUUAUAAGUACUAUAAACCCUGUCGAUGCAGUGUAUCAGCCCAGUCCUUUGGAACAGCCAGUGAUCAGUGCAAUGCCUUCCCACACUGUUAUACCUCCAGAACCUCAGCUGUGCAAGUCAGAGCAGCGACCCUCAUCUUUACCAGUGGGGCCCGUAGUAGCGGCGCUUGGAAAUCAGACUCCAACACCAAAUAGUACAGGAAGCGGGCAGUCAGCACCCAGCAGCAGCCUCACUUCUCCAAGCCAUGUCAAUCUGUCUCCAAACACAGUGCCGGAUUUUUCUUACUCAAGCAGUGAGGAUGAAUUCUAUGAUGCUGAUGAAUUCUAUCAGAGCAGUUCUUCCCCAAAGAGAUGUAUGGAUUCUUCAGGGUCUGCUGCAGUCCUGACUCGCAGCAGCACAGGGAGUAGUUUGAAACGUCCGGAUACCACAGAAUCACUCAAUUCUUCCAUGUCCAAUGGGACAAACGAUGCUGAUCUCUUCGAUCCUCCUGAUGAUAGAGAUGAUGAUGCAGAAGGAGAAUCAGUGGAAGAACACAAGAGUGUUAUCAUGCAUCUCUUGUCACAAGUCAGAUUAGGAAUGGAUCUAACAAAGGUGGUUCUUCCAACAUUUAUCCUGGAAAGAAGAUCACUGUUGGAAAUGUAUGCGGAUUUCUUCGCGCAUCCAGACUUGUUUGUCAGCAUUAGUGACCAGAAGGAUCCAAAAGAAAGAAUGGUUCAAGUGGUUAAAUGGUACCUCUCAGCUUUUCACGCGGGAAGAAAAGGGUCAGUUGCAAAAAAGCCUUACAAUCCCAUUCUGGGCGAGAUCUUCCGAUGCCAUUGGGUGCUACCAGGCACUGAAGGUGAAGAUGAUACGGAGCCAGUUUCAGAAGGACCAGUUCCGUGGGUCAGCAAAAGCAAUGUAACAUUUGUGGCAGAGCAGGUCUCUCACCAUCCUCCAAUUUCAGCAUUUUAUGCAGAGUGUUUUAACAAGAGGAUACAGUUCAAUGCUCACAUAUGGACCAAGUCAAAAUUCUUAGGAAUGUCAAUUGGAGUUCAUAACAUAGGGCAAGGGUGUGUCACAUGCCUGGAUUACGAUGAACACUAUAUUUUGACCUUUCCUAAUGGUUAUGGAAGGUCUAUUCUCACUGUGCCAUGGAUAGAGCUUGGUGGAGAAUGCAGUAUUAGCUGCUCAAAGACAGGCUAUAAUGCUUCCAUUGUCUUCCACACAAAACCGUUCUACGGAGGAAAGAAGCACAGAAUUACAGCUGAAAUCUUUUCUCCUAAUGACAAGAAACCCUUCUGCUCAGUUGAAGGAGAAUGGAAUGGUGUCAUGUAUGCAAAAUACUCAACUGGGGAAAAUAAUGUCUUUAUAGAUACCAAGAAAAUGCCUAUAAUUAAGAAGAAGGUAAGGAAAUUGGAGGACCAAGAGGACUUUGAGUCUCGCUGCUUAUGGAAAGAUGUGACCUACAACUUAAAAAUAAGAGACAUUGAUGCAGCUACAGCUGCAAAGCAUGCACUUGAAGAAAGACAAAGAGCUGAAGCCAGAGCCAGAAAGGAGAAUGAGACCCCAUGGGAAACAAGGUUAUUCCAUGAAGAUGGAGAAUGCUGGGUUUACGAUGAGCCACUACUGAAACGACUCGCUGCCAGUAAACACUGAGUGGAUUAGAAAAACAGAAAAUGUUCAGGCCUUGACUUAGCAGAGUUCACACCUGAUACCAAGACAGUCAUCUGUUGUCACAUACGUAACGUUUGGAGCACCUGUCCCCUCCAGUUACAGUGGUUCCUAUCUCAGGGAUAGCGGACUUAGUGAUGCAGAUAAGCAACUAAACAAAACAGGAAGUGUCUUGGCUGCACGGUGACUUCUGCUGGACUGGCAGUGUAUGCAGGCUGCAGUGGCAGGCUGCUGGAGCCCUUCCACUGAUGCUUCUAAAGCAUCUGGGCUGUGACAUACACCUUGUAUAACCACUGUGAAGGCCUUGACAUUUUGCUCUAUCAGUUGCAUUAUAUUCCUGUUUCUCCCACCCACUCUAAUUCCUACUGCAACAUUCUUUCUUUGAGGAGAUGUAACUGCUAUUAAACUGCUACAGCACUGUAGGAAUGAUGCACAAGACAGCUGGAACAGAACAGCAGCCCUUGCCCUCCCACAGCUGGAGAAGGGAAAGCUCUCUUUUCUCUCCCACUGGUGGAUGGGGCUGUGUGGGGUUGUGACUGUGCUGAGGGGAGGGGUUGGGGGGAGUGGUGGAAAACCACGUGAAGGAAACUUCCUUGCCACAGUUAAUAUUACAGCCCUGUUUUAAUAAAAAUAAAUAGGUUUGUAAUAUUGGUUGCAGAAAGCACCUGUGUUACACAGUACUGCAGGGCAAAAUGUCAUUUUUAUUUUAAGAUUUUAUGGUAAGGGAGAACAUUCAGUGUUGAUGUGUAAGCUUUUAUGUCCUUGAUGGAAGUAACAUCAGCCAUCAGGGAGGAGGGGGGCAAGAAAUUAAGAUGAGGUAUUUCACCAGAUGAAGAACUCUGUGCUUCUGAGGCAGCUGUAACCUCUGCAUCCCCUUCGUGUUUUCCAAAUCCAACCACCUGGGAAAAAAAGUUGCCAUAUAGAAAAAAACUUGGGUCUGUUUCUAUAAUAUGGAUAUCUCUCACUGUUCAUCUGCCUGAAAAUGUAGUAAUAUAACCAGAUGUGUGGAUAAUCACCAAAUGAAAAGAAAUGAGGCCAUUGCUUCUCCUACCAUACAGCCUUACUGAGAUCUCGGAGGUUACCAAGUGUGGCAUUUCACAAGUUGGCACCACCGAGCUGACUGGAACUACUCACGUGUACGCUGAGCACUUUCUUCGUGCUGCUUCUGUGAGUUUGGAACCAGGAGACCAGAUCUGAUUUUGUAACAGACUUCAGAGCUUCUAUCUGAAACCCAAAGGAAUGAGGUUAUAAACAGAACAAUCGUGAUUUUAAAAGGAAAAAUGGUUUCCUUGCAGGAGCUAUCCCCUUAGACCUCUUAAAAGCACCAUGUUUACAAUCCAUGUGGUAGUGGCAGCACAAAUCCCACCGUCUGUGUGCUGUAGCUUGAACUGGGCUGUGUGCAGGGAUGCAAACCCACCUCUCGGGCAAGCCGGUCAAAGAGAUACUGCUGUGUCACAACUUCAUUCCAGUUCCUGUCUACUUCUUCUCCGAGAUGGGAAUCCUCACAUUCUUUAAGCUUUAUCAAAGCUGUAACCUACGUGUGAGAGGUAGGGAAAGAAAAGGUUUAGAGGGCUUACAUAUCAUCAACCCUCACCUUUACUGAAGAUAAAAGAAAACAUAGAUUACAUGAACAAGGCAGUUCCUUGUUUUCAAACUUCUCAGUAUUUCUUUUCAGAGCAACUGCUGAAAGAACAGAGCAAGACCCAGGACUUAAACAAGAGUCCUUUGUUUAGAAAACCUCAGAAAUACACUGGAUUGGUAUUAGCAAACUCUUCAGUUCAAGUGUCAUUUAGAAGUUAAAGAAAAAGCUUUUUAAGUUUGAUCUUUACCUGGGUGUUAAAAGCUUCUUCAGUUAAAUGUUUGAUUUUCUCUUCAAAGCAAGAAAGGAAUUCUUCUAUUUUCUUGUCAACCAAUUCGGAACUAAACAAGAGUUAAAUAAUUAUUUCAGCUCAGGCAGGAAAAAACAAACAAAAAAAGACUGUGGAACAUACAGGGCUUCCCCCCAUUCCCAGAAGCUCACGCACCCAUGAAAACCAACUUUUCUAUUUUCUCUUAUACUGGAGAAUCAGAACAGUGCUCUAUAUUAAGUGCAGCUCAAAUGCAGGGACCUCACUGAGCCAGAAGGCACAGCCGCUGCGAUGCAGGACUGGGCUGCAGUGCAGCCAGCAGCAGCACGCUCUGUCAGUAAUAAUUCUUCAGCUGGAUGUUGUAUAAAUACACCAUAAAAUACAACGGGGAAUGUGGACGCAUAAUUAGUUUGAGCAUUUGCUAUACCCCAUGACCAAGCUCGUACGUGAUUCCAUAGCAGUGUGGGACAACACUGAUUUGGAGAACUUCCUUGCUGCACAUUAUUCAACCGUUUUCUUUAUUAGAACCUAAACCAGUACCUGUCCCAACAGUUCACAGCAUUUACAAUAAACGAAUAGCCAUUUCUCACCUAUAA
Meleagris gallopavo (turkey) is the source of this 4365-nucleotide messenger RNA. RefSeq names its product oxysterol binding protein like 9 (gene OSBPL9). Gene Ontology annotation, cellular component: Golgi apparatus; cytosol; membrane. Gene Ontology annotation, molecular function: sterol binding. Lineage: Eukaryota; Metazoa; Chordata; Aves; Galliformes; Phasianidae. The record is from RefSeq and is a predicted model, not a curated record.